This is a messenger RNA of Neurospora crassa OR74A, 345 nucleotides long. RefSeq lists its product as hypothetical. NCBI's taxonomy places the organism in Eukaryota, Fungi, Ascomycota, Sordariomycetes, Sordariales, Sordariaceae. The coding region runs from base 1 to 345 and encodes 114 amino acids. The transcript is spliced from 2 exons. The record is from RefSeq and is a predicted model, not a curated record.
AUGCAAUUCCUCCCUAUCACGAUCGCCCUCGCCACCAGCCUCGUCGGCGCCCUCGACUCCAGCGACUCCAGUGAUGAUCACCAUGGUCCCGUCUGCAAACCGAAAGUCCCCGACUUCUCCCAGGUCCCCGCGUGCGCCGUUCCCUGCAUAGUCGGCUCCGCCGACGCAUCCACCCCCUGUGCGACCAUCCCUCCCGACUACAAGUGCUGGUGCACGCCGGGCAACUUUGCGGCCAUUAUCCAAGCUGGCACUGCCUGUGUGGUGGCAUCGUGUGGGGAGGAUGUUGCUAAUAAAACCGAAGAGAACCGUGAUGGCUACCGUUGGCGACGAGGCCUGAUAAGAUAA